This is a messenger RNA of Chiloscyllium plagiosum (whitespotted bambooshark), 651 nucleotides long. Its product is annotated as lysozyme C-1-like. Gene Ontology annotation, cellular component: acrosomal vesicle; sperm flagellum. Gene Ontology annotation, biological process: fusion of sperm to egg plasma membrane involved in single fertilization. Lineage: Eukaryota; Metazoa; Chordata; Chondrichthyes; Orectolobiformes; Hemiscylliidae. Gene Ontology annotation, molecular function: lysozyme activity. The record is from RefSeq and is a predicted model, not a curated record.
GGAGCAGCCGUUACCAGACGCAGACAAAGACACAUCUCCCACCGACAGGAUGAAGAUACUGAUUGUUCUCAGUGUCCUGCUCACUCUCUCCAGCGCCAAAGUCCUUUCGCGAUGUGAACUUGCUCGCAUUGUAAAGAAUUCCAUACUGGUUGACUUCACCGAGUACAAAGUUGCCGACUGGGUGUGCUUGGCCUACUAUGCAAGUGGGUACAGUACAUUGGCAGUACAAUAUGAGAGAGACUGUAAGGGAAAGAUCUGGUCAGGAGACUAUGGGAUCUUUCAGAUCAGCAGCAAACAGUGGUGCGCAGAUGCCAUGUUUCCGAAUGGUACAAAUGAAUGCCACAUGAACUGCAACUUAUUCCUGAACGAAAAUACUAAUCUACAAACUGACAUCGAUUGUGCAGCAGUGAUCGUGAAUCAACAAGGAAUGCAGGCCUGGCCUUCCUGGGUUGACCACUGUAAGGGGAGAUGGAUUGAUUAUUACACAUUCUUUUGCUUUUGGUAAAGAUGGAGGAAAUCGUGCUGAUCAAACCCUCCCACUCUGGCAUUUCAGACCAUGGGACACUUUCACUAUCUCGUUCUGCAUUGUUAAAACAGCUGGGAAGCCCAAACAGGAAUUGGUUCUGUCACAUCUCACUGAAAUAAACUAAU